AUGGUCAGCGCCACGCUGCAAAACGUCACAGUUCCCACCUUAUCGCAUACCCCCAAAUCUGUAGUGUGCCCGAGCUCCACUGUAGCAAACACAGAGACACAGGCCAACAUGCAGAGUGAAACGGCCCUGGGUGGACAUGUGCAGGGUAGAACAACUUGGACACGUGUUGAAUGGAGUGACCUUGACUGGUGGUCGAUGGAUAGCGGCCUGAAAUCUAUCCUGACCGUCCACUUUCGACUCCAGGCAAAAGCAACUCCAGCUUACAUACAUUUGGAGCCUGUUAUCGGCACACACAAGGAACACCCCGAAGUUGAGCCCCACUCAUGA
Molecule: messenger RNA, 327 nt
Organism: Opisthorchis viverrini
Lineage: Eukaryota; Metazoa; Platyhelminthes; Trematoda; Opisthorchiida; Opisthorchiidae
Exons: 2
Coding region: 1-327 (108 amino acids)
Source: RefSeq, a predicted model, not a curated record